Messenger RNA from Drosophila pseudoobscura, 679 nucleotides. RefSeq names its product Glutaredoxin 1 (gene Grx1). NCBI's taxonomy places the organism in Eukaryota, Metazoa, Arthropoda, Insecta, Diptera, Drosophilidae. The record is from RefSeq and is a predicted model, not a curated record. Gene Ontology annotation, biological process: cellular response to oxidative stress. The transcript has 4 exons. Gene Ontology annotation, molecular function: glutathione disulfide oxidoreductase activity. Bases 105 to 575 code for a protein of 156 amino acids. Gene Ontology annotation, cellular component: cytoplasm.
CAAAACUGUUCUUAAAUUUAAUAUAGCAAACAUUAUUUUACUGUUAUUAGUAUACAUAAUUGGUAUUUUCUAGAAAUAUUAAAUUUAUUUAAACCAAAUUAGAGAUGCUGUCGAUUAUUGUCAGAUGUUUGCCGAUUGCUCAUCAACGCUUAUCAAAUCAACGAUCUUCGCCGCAAUCGCUUUCGACGCAGCCCGUGAAAUUUCCGUUCCCCCUCCUGGAUUUUGAUCAUAUGGGCUCUAUUGGUUCAUCGCUGCGGUCACAAACCAUCGACAUGUCUUCGAAGUCUGCAAAGUUUGUUGAGAACACCAUUGCCAGCCAUAAGGUGGUGAUAUUUAGCAAAACCUUCUGUCCCUACUGCAAAAUGGCAAAGGAGCCAUUCCAGAAGCUCAAUGUGCAGGCCACAGUCAUUGAGCUGGACGGCAAUCCAGACGGCGACGAGAUCCAGACCGUGUUGGGCACGAUUACAGGUGCCAGGACGGUGCCUCGAGUCUUUAUUGAUGGAAAAUUCGUUGGUGGCGGCACGGACAUUAAACGAAUGUACGAUACGGGAGAUCUCCAAAAAUACUUUGCCUAAUCGGUGGUGCAACACUAUACACGUGGAUAUCUGGUGUUAAGCUCGCUUUCAUGUACAAAAGUUAUCAUCAUGAUUAAAGUCUCUAUAGAUGAUUUCAGCUAAUA